This is a messenger RNA of Stegastes partitus (bicolor damselfish), 6912 nucleotides long. RefSeq names its product protein sidekick-2. Lineage: Eukaryota; Metazoa; Chordata; Actinopteri; Pomacentridae. Gene Ontology annotation, biological process: cell-cell adhesion. The transcript has 46 exons. Gene Ontology annotation, molecular function: protein binding. Bases 199 to 6912 code for a protein of 2237 amino acids. The record is from RefSeq and is a predicted model, not a curated record.
GACCGAAUUUCUCCGGUCGCCACAGGCUACAGCAGCGGCACGGUUUCAUUUGCGCUCCCAGGGCUCGGUGCGCUCAGCCCGAUUCGACUCACACAGACCCGGAACAGCAGCAGCAGCAGAACCGCACUCGGACACUACAACCACGACCUCAGCCGGGCACUUGUUGUCCAUUCUGCGACCCUCCCCCGGUUUGGGACCAUGUUUGAGGAGUCCUGGAGCAGAUCGAUGUGGCGCGCCACAUGGAUUUUAUUUUUUUCCUUACUCAUCCACUCCACGCAAGCUCAAGAUGACGUGCCUCCCUACUUCAAGACAGAGCCAGUUCGUAGCCAGCUCCACCUGGAACGCAACAGGCUGGUGCUGACCUGCAUGGCGGAGGGAAGCUGGCCGCUGGAGUUUAAAUGGAUCCACAACAGCACGGAGUUAACGCGCUUUUCACUGGAGUACAGGUACCUAAUCCCUUCGUUGGACCGCUCCCACGCAGGCUUCUACCGCUGCAUCGUGAGGAACCGAGUCGGAGCCCUUCUGCAGAGGCGCACCGAAGUACAAGUGGCCUUUAUGGGCAGUUUCGAAGAGGGCGAACGUUCCCAGUCGGUCUCUCAGGGAGAAGGCGCCGUCGUUCCAGCGCCACGGAUUCGAAGUUUCCCUCAACCGCAAGUUACCUGGUUUAGGGACGGACGCAAGAUUCCGCCCAGCAGCCGCAUCGCCAUCACCUUGGACAACACCUUGGUCAUCUUAUCUACGGUGGCCCCGGACGCCGGACGCUACUACGUGCAGGCGGUGAACGACAAGAACGGCGAGAACAAGACCAGCCAGCCCAUCACGUUGUCAGUGGAGAAUGUUGGAGGUCCAGCGGAUCCCAUCGCCCCCACCAUCAUCAUCCCUCCCAGGAACACCAGCGUGGUCACCGGCACCUCGGAGGUGACGAUGGAGUGCGUCGCCAACGCCAGGCCUCUUAUCAAGCUCAGCAUCUCGUGGAGGAAGAACGGCGUGUUGGUGAGCAGCGGUUUGAGCGACUUCAACCGCAGACUGACCAUCCUCAGCCCCGUGGUGAGCGACGCCGGAUACUACGAGUGCGAGGCCAUCCUCCGCAGCAGCAGCGUGCCGUCGGUCAGCGCCGGGGCUUAUCUGCACGUACUUGAGCCACCACAGUUCAUCAAGGAACCGGAGAAGCACAUCACCGCUGAGAUGGAGAAGGUGGUGGAUAUUCCCUGUCAGGCACGAGGAGUGCCCCAGCCGGACAUCGUGUGGUACAAGGACGCCUUGCCCAUCGACCCGGUGAAGACGCCCAGGUACAGGGUGCUGGUGGGAGGCAGCCUGCAGGUUAACGGCCUGCUGCCCGACGACACCGGCAUGUUCCAGUGCUUCGCCAGGAAUAUGGCGGGAGAAGUCCAGACCAACACGUACCUGGCGGUUACCAGCAUCGCCCCCAACAUCACGGCGGGGCCCUCCGACAGCACCGUGAUCGACGGGAUGUCCGUCAUCCUGCACUGCGAGACCUCGGGAGCUCCGAGACCGGCUAUCACCUGGCAGAAAGGCGAGCGCGUGCUGGCCAGCGGUUCGGUCCAGCUGCCCAGGUUCACCCUCCUCGAGUCGGGCAGCUUGCUAAUCUCGCCCUCGCACAUCUCCGACGCCGGGACCUACACGUGUAUGGCGAGCAACUCCCGGGGCAUCGACGAGGCGUCCGCCGACCUUGUUGUCUGGGCUCGCACCCGGAUCACCACGCCCCCGCAGGACCAGAGCGUCAUCAAAGGAACUAAAGCCAUCAUGACAUGCGGAGUCACUCAUGACCCCAGCGUUACCGUCAGGCACGUCUGGGAAAAAGAGGGCUCGGUCAUCAACGUCCAGUCCAUCCCACGCAUGCGGCUGGACGCCGACGGCACCCUCCACAUCUCCCAGACGUGGUCGGGAGACAUCGCCACCUACACCUGCAGAGUCACCUCGGUCGGAGGCAACGACUCCCGCAGCGCUCACCUCCGCGUCAGGCAGCUGCCCCAUGCCCCAGAGAACCCUACAGCCUUGCUGAGCAAAUCUGAAAAAAGAGCCAUCGACCUGGCCUGGGCCAAACCUUUUGAUGGCAACAGUCCACUCAUACGCUACAUCCUGGAGGUUUCUGAGAACAAUGCUCCCUGGGCCAUCCUGCUGGCCAAUAUUGAGCCGGAGUCCACAGCGGUGACGGUCAACGGCUUGAUCCCGGCUCGCUCCUAUCAGUUCCGCCUCUGUGCCGUUAAUGAUGUGGGGAAAGGGCAGUUCAGUAAGGAGACCGACCGUGUCUCUCUGCCAGAGGAGCCGCCCAGCGCUCCUCCUCAGAACGUCAUCGCCAGCGGUCGGACCAACCAGUCCAUCAUGAUCCAGUGGCAGCCGCCGCAGGAGAGCCACCAGAACGGCAUCCUCAGGGGCUACACCGUCCGGUACCGUCUCACCGGGCUGCCUGUCGACUACCAAAUCAAGAACAUUUCCAGCCCUGACGUGACCAACCUGCUGCUGGAAGACCUCAUCAUCUGGACCAACUAUGAGAUCGAGGUGGCUGCUUACAACGGGGCCGGUUUGGGAACCUUCAGCCAUAAAGUCACCGAGUGGACUCUUCAGGGAGUGCCGACCAUCGCUCCGGGUAACGUGCAGGCCGAGGCGGUCAACUCGACGACGAUUCGUUUUACGUGGACAGCUCCCAACCCUCAGUUCAUCAACGGCAUCAACCAGGGCUACAAGUUGCUGGCCUGGGAACCUGGCAAAGACGAAGAAGUUGCUAUGGUAACAGUGCGACCGAACUUCCAGGACAGUGUCCAUGUGGGAUAUGUGACAGGUCUGAAGAAGUUCACUGAGUAUUACACCUCUGUGCUGUGCUUCACUACACCCGGAGACGGCCCCCGCAGCCCGCCUCGAGCAUUAAGGACACAUGAGGACACGCCCGGUGCCGUGGGUCACCUGAGUUUCACAGAGAUCCUGGACACCUCGCUCAAAGUCAGCUGGAGCGAGCCCAGCGAGAAGAACGGCGUCCUCACAGGUUACCGCAUAUCGUGGGAGGAGUACAACCGGACCAACACCAGAGUCACCCACUACAUGCCGAAUGUCACCUUAGAGUACAGGGUCACCGGACUCACCGCCCUCACCACCUACACCAUUGAAGUGGCGGGAAUGACCUCCAAGGGCCAGGGCCAGCUCUCUUCAUCCACAAUUUCCUCUGGCGUCCCACCAGAGCUGCCCGGUCCUCCUACCAACAUGGCAAUCUCCAACAUCGGCCCACGCUCCGUCACCCUGCAGUUUAAACCUGGAUAUGAUGGCAAAACUUCCAUUUCCCGUUGGCUGGUGGAGGCCCAGGUGGGCGUGGUGGGAGAAAACGAGGACUGGGUGAUGGUCCACCAGGUGUCCAACGAACCCGAGGCUCGAUCCUUAGAGGUGCCCGGUCUCAACCCGUACACCUUUUACAGGUUCCGCAUGCGUCAGGUGAACAUCGUGGGCACCAGUCCUCCCAGUCAGCCCUCCAGGAAGAUCCAGACCCUCCCGGCUCCUCCUGACAUGGCCCCGGCCAACGUCACCCUGCGCACCGCCAGCGAGACCAGCCUCUGGCUACGAUGGAUGCCUCUGCCUGAGUGGGAGUACAACGGGAAUGCAGAGCAGGUGGGCUACAGGGUCCAGUACUCCCGCGCAGGCUCGCAGGGCCGAGCGCUGAUCCACGUUAUCGCCGACCGCCUGGAGAGAGAGUUUACUAUCGAGGACCUGGAGGAGUGGACCGAGUACGAGGUCAGGGUCCAGGCUGUCAACGGCAUCGGGAUCGGACCCUGGAGCCAGCCGGUCAGAGGCAGGACCAGGGAGUCUGUCCCCUCCAGUGGACCCACCAACGUGUCCGCCUUCGCCACCACCUCCAGCAGCAUCCUGGUGCGCUGGUUUGAAGUCCCAGAGCCGGACAGGAACGGUCUCAUUCUGGGCUACAAGGUGGUGUAUAAAGAGAAGGACUCUGACAGCGCCGUUCACUUCUGGAUGGUGGAGGGAAACGCCACCCACAGCGUCCAGCUGACCGGUUUGGGGAAAUAUGUGCUGUACGAGAUCCAGGUUCUGGCCUUCACCAGGAUCGGAGAUGGACGGCCAAGUUCUCCGCCCAUCCUGGAGAGGACUUUGGAUGAUGUUCCAGGACCUCCGGUGGGCAUCCUGUUCCCUGAAGUGCGAACCACCUCAGUGCGACUCAUCUGGCAGUCGCCCGCCCAGCCCAACGGCAUCAUCCUCGCCUACCAGAUCACGUACCACCUCAACUCCACCAACAGCAACACGGCCACGGUGGACGUGCUGAACCCCAGCGCUCGCCAGUACACCGUCACCGGCCUCAAGCCGGAGUCCGUCUACGUGUUUCGCAUCACGGCGCAGACGAGGAAGGGCUGGGGCGAAGCGGCCGAGGCGCUGGUGGUAACCACGGAGAAGAGAGCUCGUCCCCAGCCCACCAGCCGUCCCAUGGUCCCUCAGAAAGACGUCCACGCCCGCCAGGUGUUGCUGUCGUGGGAGCCGGGCAGCGACGGCCUGUCCCCGGUGCGCUACUACACGGUGCAGCAGAGAGAGCUUCCGGAGAGCAACUGGACUGUCCACUCUGCGUCGGUCAACCACGAGGCGUCCUCCUACAUCGUGUCAAGGCUGAAGCCCUUCACGUCGUACCAGUUCAGAGUAAAGGCCACCAAUGACAUCGGGGACAGUGAGUACAGUGAGGAGAGCGAAGCGAUCACGACUCUGCAGGACGCGCCCGACGAAGCGCCCACAAUCCUCUCCGUCACGCCGCACACCACGACGUCGGUGCUGAUCCGCUGGCAGCCCCCCUCUGAGGAGAAAAUCAAUGGAAUCUUACUGGGCUUUCGGAUCCGAUACCGCGAGCUGCUGUACGACCGUCUCCGCAGUUACAUCCAUACGGUCAGCAGUGCGUCCACCUGGGCCGAGCUCACCGCCCCCUACAGCAUCCGAAACCUGAGCGACGCGACGCUCGCGCAGUACGAGUUGGACAAGCUCAGUAAACACAAGCGCUACGAGAUCCGCAUGAGUGUGUACAACGCUGUGGGCGAGGGUCCAACCAGCCCGCCACAGGAGGUGUUCGUCGGAGAAGCAGUGCCUACAGCCCCUCCUCAGAAUGUGGCCAUUCAGUCUGCAACAGCCACCCAGCUGGACGUGACCUGGGAGCCUCCACCUGUGGAUGCACAGAACGGAGACAUCCAGGGAUACAAGAUUUACUUUUGGGAGUUCCAGCGUAAGAAUGAGACGGAGCGGCUGCGGACUCUGUUCAUGCCUGAAGGAGGGGUGAAGCUCAAGAACCUGACCGGUUACACCACCUAUAUGAUCAGUGUCGCCCCCUUCAAUGCCGCCGGGGACGGACCCCGGAGCUCCCCGACGAGGGGACGCACUCAGCAAGCAGCUCCCAGUGCUCCCAGCUUCAUUCACUUCAGCGAGCUGACCACCACCUCGGUCAACGUGUCCUGGGGCGAGCCCACCUUCCCCAACGGCAUCAUUGAAGGCUACCGUCUGGUCUACGAGCCCUGCACACCUGUCGAUGAGUCUUCAGUGGCCUGUGCCGACUGUCUUCACUCCCCCUCCCCCCCAGGCGUCAGUAAGACAGUCACGGUGGACGUGAAGGGGAGCGGCCCCCUCUGGCUCAAGCUCAAAGAUCUGGCAGAUGGCGUCACGUACAACUUUCGCAUCCGGGCCAAAACUUUCAUCUACGGCCCCGAGGUGGAAGCCAACAUCACCACCGGACCGGGGGAAGGAGCCCCCGGACCCCCCGGAGAGCCCUUCAUAACGCGCUACAGUUCGGCCCUGACCAUCCACUGGACGAGCGGGGACCCGGGUCGCGCCCCCAUAACGCGCUACGUCAUCGAGGCCAGACCCUCAGACGAGGGUUUGUGGGAUAUCUUAAUCAAGGACAUUCCCAAGGAUGCAACGUCGCACACCUUCAACAUGGACAUACUGAAGCAGGGGGUCAGUUAUGACUUCCGGGUAAUUGGAGUGAACGACUACGGCUAUGGCUCUCCGAGUCUACCUUCUCCCUCUAUAUCCGCCCAAAAAGUGGCUCCCUUCUACGAGGAGUGGUGGUUCCUGGUCGUGGUGGCUCUGGUGGGGCUCAUCUUCAUCCUGCUGCUGGUUUUCAUCCUCAUUAUCAGGGGACAGAGCAAGAAAUAUGCAAAAAAGUCCGAAUCAGGUAACAACUCCAACUGCAACGCUCUGACCCACGGCGACAUGGUCAGCCUGGACGAAGGCCGCUUCCCCGCUCUGGAGCUCAACAACCGACGGCUGUCUGUGAAAAACUCUUUCUGCCGGAAGAACGGCGUCUACACCAGGUCCCCUCCCAGGCCCAGUCCAGGCAGCCUUCACUACUCGGACGAGGACGUCAGCACCAAGUACAACGAUCUGAUCCCUGCAGAGAGCAGCAGCCUGACCGAGAAACCCUCCGAAAUCUCUGACUCACAGGAGGCGCUGGUGUUUUCAUAUGGGACAGGUGGCCUACAUACACUUCCACUGCAUUUGGGCAGCGACAGCGAGUACGAGGUGGAUCCCAACCGGCAGAAGACCCACUCCUUCGUCAACCACUACAUCAGCGACCCGACCUACUACAACUCCUGGCGUCGCCAACAGAAGGGCAUAUCCCGGGCGCAGGCCUACAGCUACACGGAGUCCGAGUCGGGCGACCCGGAUCACUGCGCCCCGCCGCCGCUGCCUCCUCUACCUCCGCUGCCUCCCCAGCUCAGUUCACCCAGCCCCCAGCCUCAGCAGGCCCAGGGCCAGCCCCAGGGCCAGGGCAGCCUCUUUAGGCCCAAAGGUAGCCGGACUCCCACCCCUUCCCAGCAGAGCUCCAACCCCCCCAGCCAGCACAGCACCCUUUACAGGCCCCCGAGCAGUCUAGCCCCCGGCUCACGGGCUCCCAUCGCUGGCUUCUCCUCCUUUGUGUGA